Durusdinium trenchii is the source of this 525-nucleotide messenger RNA. The record is from the annotation of a GenBank genome assembly. Lineage: Eukaryota; Dinophyceae; Suessiales; Symbiodiniaceae.
AUGGCGGGCAACUCGCCUACUUCCCCUUUGCCUGGUGUGACCAGGGGUGGGAGGGCUGCCCCGAUUGGCAGCUUGAAUAGCAUCACUAUUCAUUCCCCUAUAGGCAGCCUCAGCUCCGUGAACGGUGGUGUCAUCAACAGCGGGCACUUCAAAGCCACACCUCAAGGCCAGCGCCGCCGCUGGUGCGACUACACACCUACGGAAGUGUGGCCAGCAACCCCAAGCCCAGCUGGUCACGAGGGAAUGUGCGGCUUCGGCGUGCCAACCACUAUGCCAGCACCAGCAGCACCAGCAGUUGCCACGUCUCCUUCAGCAGCCUUAGGUGCCACUUAUUCUGGAUUCCCAGCUGUGGCACAACCAGCCCAACCUGCGCAGCCAGCGCAACCAGGUGUGGCUUCUGGGCAGGUGCCCGCUGCCAUGCCAGCAGGCAUUCCUGUGCCCAUGCAAGGCCUGCCAGGCAUGCUGCCCAUGCCCGUGACCGCAGCAGCAGGACCUUGUGACAUUGUGACAUUGUGCUGUGUAUAA